UAAGCGACGUCAACACGAGACGCAUGAGCGGGCCGGCGGGUGUGCACGAGCGCCAGGGACUGCCAGGGACGUGCAUGGUGCACUGUCUGGGAAGGCUGUGCGGCCCCCACUGACUGUUGACCACGUUUAAGGAAGGAAAAGCAACAUGCUAUGUAUUACUUUCAGUUUGAGAAGAGACAGCAGGCUCUUCUACUACUGUCAAAAGCGUUUUAAAAAGAAGGUCGCCAAGAUUACAAAUACAGGGCGAGCACUGGAGUACUUUGACACUGCCCUUUCCCCUGUCUACCAGAACCGCUGGCCAUCCAUUCGCCUUGCCCUUCUCUCCAAACAGAAGUAUGUAUCCGUUCUCAACAAUUUUGCUGACUGCCAAAGCACCAUUGAAGACUUCCAUAAUUUUGGAGCUGCAGACAUCAGACAGAGAUAUUCACAUUUUGUUAAGCACAUGAAAACUGAAGAGGCAAGCCAGAGUUCAUCAGAAGCAGAUGUUUGUGAUUCCCAAGGCCAAGAUGACCACAUGAAGGCUACCGUGUCAGUCAGGCCAUCACUCAUGGAGCUUGAUGAUGAUGAGUUAGCUGUCAGAGCAAAAGAGGAAUCUCACAGUCACUACCCUGAAGAGUACCGCCGUCGAGCACUGGCCCAGGACCCUGCUGGAAGUCAUGAUUUAGACCUUAACAGCCGAGUUGUUCUACCUUCAGAUGUGGGACCAGAAGGAUCAAGCGUCCUGCAUGACCAUGUUCCAGCGACCAAACUCAAGGGACUUGAAAAUUGGCUGGAGGAGACAGACAUAUUUGUUGACACCAACCGGACGGAUGACGAGAUAGGCCUCCAGAGAGAAAUCCAGAAGCAACCCAUCAACCUUCCGUCAUCACUCCAGAUAUUCACAUUUAGAAAAGGGGAUAUAACUAACUUUCCACAGCCUAAACUGGACCAGCAAAUGAAAGUGUACACUCACUACCUCAUGGAUGGAGCCUCCCUGCUUCCAGUCCUUGCCUUGGACCUUCAGCCAGGAGAGAGGCUGCUGGACCUGUGUGCUGCACCAGGAGGAAAGACACUCUUGGCUCUUCAGACUAUGUUACCAGGAAUGGUAGUGAGCAAUGAUGUUACUGAAGGAAGGAUACAACGACUAAAGAAUGUGUUAAAGGAAUACAUUCCCUCUAAUUUGACCCAAAUUCAAGAUUCAGUCAUUGUAACUGAGAGGGAUGGCUGCAAGCCUUGGGAGCAUGAAGCCUUUGAUAAGGUGCUGGUGGAUGCUCCCUGCCUUACUGACCGCCAUGUGCUGCACGAGAGUGACAACAGCAUUUUCACCCCCAAACGGACCAAGGAAAGACUAAGGUUGCCUGAGCUGCAGAGUCAGCUGCUGGUGUCAGCGCUGCAGAUGGUUCGGCCAGGGGGGUCUGUGGUGUACUCCACUUGCACUCUCUCUCCACUGCAGAAUGAUGGGGUGGUGCACUUAGCUCUCUCCAAGAUAUGGCAAGAAACUAGGAUUGACUGCUGUGUGGUAGACCUGACCCAUGCCGUACGUCCUCUCAGCUUCCUCUAUCGGCUAGGCACCAACUUGGGCUUGCGGUAUGGUCAGAUAGUUUUGCCAUCUCUCCUUUCCAACUUUGGUCCAAUGUACUUUGCAAAGAUUAAAAGACUAAAGUGAGACUUGCUGUCAGGUGUUUAGCUUUGUAGACUGCAAUGAUUUGUCAUAUUUUCCACACUGGCAUAAAAAUGCACCCCAUUUUUAAGUCAUAUCUUUGGAAAAAAAAAAAAAAAAAAAAAAAAAACCCUGACCUUCACAAAAUUUACUAAGAUGUCCUGCUGGUUGUUUCAUGACUUGUCGUACAUGUCUACCAUACACUACUGAAUAAACACCAUCUUGUAAUAUAUAUUAUACCAUACAAUACACACAUGUACCAUACUGUAGCAGCAACACCAUGUGGAAGGUGACCUGAUAGUUCUAGUUUUUUUUACCACUGGUGUCUUCAAUUGACUAAUGAUGCUGAUCCAGUGUCCAAGAUGAAGACUUGCUGCGGGAGUGUGUAGUUAAACCUCAUUACCAGUGUUAUUACACCUAUCCCCCUGAUAUCGUACCUAGUUGGUUACAAAACUUUUUUUUUCCAGCACAGGAAACAACUCAAUGGCAACAAAAAGAAAGUGUAGAAAAAAAGCCUGAUAAUCAUUGCUCCAAAAAGCAAAAAGUAAAGAGUGGCCAAAAGAGAGGUCAAUUUCGGAUGGAGAGGUGUCUUGAUACACUCCUCUUGAAAGAGGUUGUCAUAGGCAGGAGGAAAUACAGAUGAAGGAAGGCUGUUCCAGAGUUUACCAGUGAAAGGGAUGAAAGAAUGGAGAUGCUGGUUAACUCUUGCAUAAGGGGUUUGGUCAGUAUAAGGAUGAGCUAGAGUAAAACGUCGAGUGCAGCGGGGUGGACAAGGCCCUUGUAAAUGGAAAACAUCUGUGCAGGGGAGAAAAACUGGUGGAGAUGAUACAGAAUGCCCAACCUUGAGGAAGCUGAUUUAGUAAGAGAGGAGAUGUGAAGUUUCCAGUUGAGAUUUUGAGUUAAGGAUAGACUGAGGAUGUUUAGUGUUGAAGAAAGUGACAGCUGAGUGUUGUCGAAGAAUAGGGGAUAGGUGUUUGGAAGAUUGUGUCGAGUUGAUAGGUGAAGAAAUUGGAUUUUUGAGGUGUUGAAGGACACCAGGUUCCUCUUACCCCAGUUGGAAAUAAGAACAAGGUCUGAGGUUAAGCGUUCUGCAGCCUCCAGUCUGGAGUCUUGUAAUUCUUGUUGCGAGGGUCUUCUGUCGAAAAGAAUUGAAUAAUGCAGAGUGGAGUCGUCAGCGUAUGAGUGGAUAGGACAGUUUGUUAUGGAAAGAAGAUCAUUGAUGAAUAACAGGAAGGGAGUGGGUGAUAGGACAGAGCCCUGUGGGACACCACUGUUGAUAGGUUUAGGGGAAAAACAGUGACUGUCUACCACAGCAGAGAUAGAAUGGCCGGAAAGGAAACUGGAGAUAAAGGAACGGAGAGAAGGAUAGAAUCCAUAGGAGGGUAAUUAGAAAGUAAAGCGUUGUGCCAGACUCUAUCGAAAGCUUUCAAUAUGUCUCGCGCAACUGACAAAAUUUCACCGAAAUGGCUAAGAGAGGAUGACCAGGAGUCAGUUAAGAAAGCAAGAAGAUUGCCAGUAGAAUGCCCCUUGCGGAACCCAUACUGGCGAUCAGAUAGAAGAUCAGAAGAGGAAAGGUGCUUUUUAACCUUCUGGUUAAGGAUUGAUUCAAAAGCUUUAGAUAGACACUUUCUAUCCCCUAUUUCAAACUUUCUGUAAAAACUCCACUCUGAACGAUUCUGGGCAUAUUUCUCCAAUACAUCCCCCCUCUGACUCCUUUAUGCCUGUUAUUAAGAUUCUUAAGAACGAUGUUUUCUAUGCCCUCCCUGGCCUGAACCCUCAGAAGGCUUAUGAACCUGAUGGAGUGCCUCCUAUUGUUCUUAAAAACUGUGCUUCCGUGUUGACACCCUGCCUGGUCAAACUCUUUUGUCUCUGCCUAUCAACAUAUACCUUUCCUUCCUGCGGGAAGUACACCUUCAUACAGCCUGUGCCUAAGAAGGGUGACUGUUCCAAUCCCUCAAACUACCACCCUAUAGCUUUACUUUCCUGUCUAUCUAAAUCUUUUGAAUCAAUCCUUAUCCGGAAGAUUCACAAGCAUCUUUCCACUUCUGACCGUCUAUCUGAUUGCCAGUAUGGGUUCCGCAAGGUGUGUUAUACUGGCGAUCUUCUUGCUCUCUUAACUGACUCUUGGUCAUCCUCUCUUAGCCGUUUCGGUGAAACUUUUUCAGUUCUGCUAGACAUAUCGAAAGCUUUCAGUAGAGUCUGGCACAAGUCUUUGCUUUCUAAACUGGCCUCUUUCGGAUUCUAUCCUUCUCUCUGUUCCUUUAUUUCCAGUUUCCUUUCUGGCCGUUCUAUCUCCACUGUGGUAGAUGAUCACUGUUCUUCCCCUAAACCUGUCAACAGUGGUGUUCCACAGGGCUCUGUUAUAUCACCCACUCUCUUCCUGUUAUUCAUCAAUGAUCAAACUGCCCUGUCCACUCAUAUGCUGAUGACUCCACUCUGCAUUAUUCAACUUCUUUCAACAGAAGACCCUCUCAACAGGAAUUACAAGACUCCAGACUGGAGGCUGCAGAAUGCUUAACCUCAGACCUUGCUAUCAUUUCCGAUUGGGGUAAAUGGAACCUUGUAUCCUUCAAUGCCUCAAAAACCCAAUUUCUCCUUCUAUCAACUCGACACAAUCUUCUAAACACCUAUCCCCUAUUCUUCGACAACACUCACCUGUCACCUUCUUCAACACUAAAUAUCCUCGGUCUAUCCUUAGCUCAAAAUCUCAACUGGAAACUUCACAUCUCUCUUAUACCGUAAAUCAGCUUCCUCGAGGUUGGGCGUUCUGUAUCGUCUCCGCCAGUUCUUCUCCUCCCACAGAUGCUUUUCAUAUAUAGGGGCCUUGUCCGCCCUCGUAUGGAGUAUGCAUCUCACGUGUGGGGGGGCUCCACUCACACAGCUUUUCAGGACCGAGUGGAGUCUUAGGCUCUUCGUCUCAUCAGCUCUCCUCCUCUUACUGACAGCCUUCUACCUCUUAAAUUCUGCUGCCAUGUUGCAUCUCUUUCUAUCUUCUAUCGAUAUUUUCAUGCUGACUGCUCUUCUGAACUUGCUAACUGCAUGCCUCCCCCCCUCCCGCAGCCCUGCUGCACACGACUUUCUACUCAUGCUCAUCCCUAUAUUGUCCAAACCCCUUAUACAAGAGUUAACCAGCAUCUCAAUUCUUUCAUCCCCUUCACUGGUAAACUCUGGAACAGUCUUCCUUUGUCUGUAUUUCCUCCUGCCUAUGACUUGACCUCUUUCAAGAAGAGUGUAUCAAGACACCUCUCCAUCCAAAAUUGACCUCUCUUUUGGCCACUUCGUACUAAUCACUAUACGAGAGCAACAGUUAGCGGGCUUUUCUUCUUCUUCUUCUUCUUCUUCUUUUUUUUUACAUCUUUUUGCUGCCCUUGAGUUGCUCUGUGCUGUAAAAAAAAAAAAAAAAAAAAAAAAAAAACCAGGGAUCGAACCAGGGCCCAAAGAUUUGUAGCUAAACCUUUACACCAUGGAAAUGUAGAUUGAAGUGUUUUGGACAUGUGAAAAGGAUGAAUGAGGGAAUUGGGGUAAGGAGGUAGUGAGAGAUAGUAGUUGAGGGUAGAAAUGGUAUAAUUAGACCAGAGAAGGCAUUAAGAGUAGUGUUGAAUAACCUAUGGAUCCUUUGCAUGAACAUGGAGGCUGCUAAAAAUUGAGCAGAAUGAAGUAAGACCAUUAUAGUUCGACACAACUAUGAAGUCAGUAAGGGUGGAGUCUGUUCGUGGCCACAUCACUACCAUGUCAAGCCUCUGGGGUAAGGAUUGCCGUUGGAGUAGCUGUCAAUGAGCAUGGAGGUGAGGGAGAAAGUGACUUGACUGCUGAUGUCGGAAAUAAAAAUGUCGCAUGUUAUGGAACUUAUACAAUUUUUUGCCAUUAUUCUAGAAAGGAACAUUCAUAGCACUAUAUUGCCAUUCAUUGUAUACAGGAUAUUAAUUACACAAUAUCAAAUAGUAAAUAACUGACAUGUUAGAGAGAAAGUGAUGUAUUGAGGGUGAUGCAGCUGCGCUGUGGAGAGGCUCGGGCCCCACCCAAACUGACUUCAUAUUUGAGUCAUACUGUAGGAGAAUAAGGCUGAUGUAUGUGAGCAUGUACUGUGGAGCCUUUCAAAUCCAGUAGAAUGGGAGAUUCAGCUCUGUAGUGCAUGUAUUUUGCCCAUGUGUUUCAUCUGGUUGCACAGAGUUUGGAUACGUGAGUAUUUUGCCUACCUAUGAUUGUGGUGUUUGAAUGUUUACAUAUGGUGGAGAUUUCUUUGAUGUGAUUCAACCAUUGUUUUGUGUUCUUAUGUAUCCUGGCUCGUAAGUGCUGUACCAAAUGCACUGUGCUUGUCAUCUGGUAUGGUAAAUUUAGGGCAUGUACAAUAGAGGGGAUGUGGGUAUGAGAGGUCUCAUCAUGGGAUUGCACAUUGUCACCACUUUAGUCAUCUGCAGCAGUCUUGUUUUACACUUGACAAGCAAGAGUGUCUGUGCUGAGUGAUGUUUAGGUGUUUAAGCCAUAGCAUACAUUUGAAAACUUGUCUAUAUUCUUUGUCUUAUAUACAAACUCAUGUAAAUACGUACUGUAGAAAUUUUAACAAUUAAAAGGGAAUAUUA
This is a messenger RNA of Eriocheir sinensis (Chinese mitten crab), 6219 nucleotides long. Its product is annotated as 5-methylcytosine rRNA methyltransferase NSUN4-like. The record is from RefSeq and is a predicted model, not a curated record. The transcript is spliced from 10 exons. Bases 146 to 1645 code for a protein of 499 amino acids. NCBI's taxonomy places the organism in Eukaryota, Metazoa, Arthropoda, Malacostraca, Decapoda, Varunidae. Gene Ontology annotation, molecular function: methyltransferase activity. Gene Ontology annotation, biological process: RNA methylation.